UUCACUAGCUGUGUGUGUAUGUGUGUGUGUGUGUGUGUGUGUGUUGUUCGUUCGGUAUUAUUUCGGUGAAUAUCCCAAUUGAUCCCACCUCUGUCCUUUGUAAUCUCACUUACACCGACAAUCAUGAGGAAGAACAUGAAUACUCGUAUCACCGGGACGAACGUCAUCCUGGUGCCGUAUCAGGAGAAGCAUGUCGCAAAGUAUCACGAGUGGAUGAAAUGUCCGACACUGCGGUAUCUGACAGGCUCAGAACCUCUCACUUUGGAGGAGGAGUUUGAAAUGCAAAGACGCUGGCUCGAGGACCAAGACAAAUGCACUUUUAUUAUCCUGGAUAAACGUCUCUUUCACUCCACUGGAAGCGAAGUAGAUGCUAUGAUAGGAGACACAAAUUUGUUCUUUAAUAAUCCAGAAGAGCCACACGUCGCUGAAGUAGAAAUUAUGAUAGCAGACACCGCUAGACAAGGCAGAAAGCGAGGAUGGGAGUCUGUUAUUCUCAUGAUGCGAUAUGGUAUUGAAACACUGGGCAUCAGCGAGUUUCGUGCAAAGAUCAAACUAGACAAUGUAUUGAGCAUAAAGAUGUUUGAGAAACUGGGUUUUCACGAGCCAACGACGCAAAUGGUCGUCAAAGAGUCUGAAACUCUGGUCGACACCAAGGGGCCGAUAUUGAUGCGGAUACAGAAAAUUUGCAAGAUUUUGGACCUUGUAGACGAGAAGAAAGAUACUGCGACGCGAUCGACAAGAGAUUACAAUUGGCCACAGUUGAAGAGAUACGCCGUUUACGGUUGCUUCUUAGCAGGGCCUGUGCUACACGGAUGGUACAAGUGGCUCGACACAUAUUACAGCGGUAAAUCCACGAGAAUCGUCUUGAAGAAGCUCUUUGCGGAUCAGUUUAUCUUUACACCGCCGUUACUCGUCCUGUUCUUCACCAGUAUGAGUCUGAUGGAAGCUAAAUCGGACAUUUUUCGAGAAUGCCAAAUAAAGUUUCCACACACCUUUCAGACCUCCUGUGGAUUUUGGCUGCCGGUGCAACUCGUGAAUUUUCUGCUAGUCCCCGCAUCUUUGCGAGUGACUUAUGUCGGCGUUGCCGGCUUCUGCUGGGUCAAUAUCUUGUGUUAUUUAAAGAAUGCGCCAGUCGUCGAACACAUCGAAGAUAAGGGUGAACAAUAAAGUUUCACAUUACGAAUAUAUAUAUAUAU
This is a messenger RNA of Harpegnathos saltator (Jerdon's jumping ant), 1196 nucleotides long. RefSeq names its product N-acetyltransferase 9-like protein. The transcript has 9 exons. Gene Ontology annotation, cellular component: membrane. The record is from RefSeq and is a predicted model, not a curated record. Gene Ontology annotation, molecular function: N-acetyltransferase activity. Lineage: Eukaryota; Metazoa; Arthropoda; Insecta; Hymenoptera; Formicidae. Bases 124 to 1167 code for a protein of 347 amino acids.